This is a messenger RNA of Alternaria ventricosa, 1068 nucleotides long. RefSeq lists its product as uncharacterized. The coding region runs from base 1 to 1068 and encodes 355 amino acids. Lineage: Eukaryota; Fungi; Ascomycota; Dothideomycetes; Pleosporales; Pleosporaceae. The record is from RefSeq and is a predicted model, not a curated record. The transcript has 6 exons.
AUGACCUCAAGAGAGAAGAGUUCACAUUUGUCGCAACUGACCAACCAGUUCCAGCGUAUCGCACAGAAUCACGAUGCGUUCAUGUGCCGCUCCUCUCUUUUCGAUCGUGCCGGUACAGGAAAGCAGAGGCCAGCUGGGGAUGAAGAGAGUCGGCAGCUGAGCGCAAGACUGCACAGUCUAUUCGGCUUUCCACCAUCUAACGCUGGAAGAAGAGAUCUCUCAACGAAUCCAUAUGCCAGAUCGCGCGUAUACGACCUACGGAACUACACCGAUAACAACGAGUGGGGACCUUUCCGUGACGAUGGCACCAUGCGUGUGGAUUGGGAGAUGAUCGAAAGCAUCAUGAUCGUCAUCGGCUAUAACUCUUGCUACUGCACGCAUACAGUAUCGAACAAACUCCGGCCACCAUGGUUUGCUCCACUUGAUGGUGUCAUUCCUGAAGACGACUAUCAGAUGGGCCACUCACGGAACUAUACGGCGCUAGUACAGCAACCGGACAUUUCCCUCAACAUGAAGGAUCCAUACGGAGUGGAAGGUAUCUGGUCACGUAUCGUAUGUUUCCUCGACUACAACGACUUGUACCACUACAACUUCAGCACCGAGGCGAUGAAAGUUCCUUCCGACGAGCCUAGAGAUGCAUUGAACACCGACGAAGCCAUCAGACACAUCAUCAUGGACUUGCGCAUCACAGAUGUCACAGCACCCGGCCCUUUCGACAACUCAAAGCUACCCAUUGUGCAUUUCAGAGGCAAAUCGAAGUCCGUAGAUGCGCAUUGGGAUCCGAACGCCAACUCUGGUAUUCGCGGUACUGUUAGCCUAACACCGGAAGGAGAGGUUCGCUGGCAGACUAUCUCAGUGUUUCAAGGCGGUGAGGAGCGAUGGCGCAGUGACGGCAUUCAAGUUGGUGGGCUGCGCUGCCCGCGCGGUGUGGUAGGAACGUGGUUUGACAAGGAUUUCGAUGCUCAUGGCCCUGCCGGACCAACAGCAUUCUGGAAGGUCAGCGAGAGGCCUGUCGAUUCUGCAGAUGAGGACAGCGAUUCUGAAGACAGCUUUUGGGAUAUGUCAUGA